CCUUGUGCUUAUACUUGUGCUUCAUUGAUUGUUCUCCAUCUCGUCUUUGUCCACGUGCCAUAUCACGACGCCCGACGCCAUGGCGCGCACCAAGCAGGGAGUGUUUUCUUGGGAGGAUGUGUUGGCGCAUCGUUACCAGAGUACGUAUAUCCCAUUCACCAGUCAUUCUCCACAUUCUGGUAACACACUAACCACCCAUCGCUCACCAGACAACAAACCCUCUGGGCUCCCCAGGUCACGUCGAUACAGCGUCGUUCAAGGUCAAAGGACGUCCUCUAAAUCCGACACCAGAACGGAAUGGGCCAUCCAGUCGCAAAGCGCCUUACUGGCCAGGCUAUCGCCCGAGCUGCGACUCAUGAUCUGGGAGAUGGUCCUGGGUGGCAUGCGCAUCCACAUCGUACAGCGUCAGAACCGGCGAAUGGGACAUAUAAUCUGUCCUCAGACCAGCGCAUGCGAUAUUUGUCGCGGUGGACUUCCGGGCAUGAAAGUGUCGGCGGGUCUGCUGGCGCUGUCGAUGACAUGUAAACAGAUAUACUGCGAGUCCAUCUAUAUGCUCUACUCGCUCAACACCUUCGAAUUCAGCAACACCUGGUCGCUGACAUACUUGCGACCCACCAUCCCGGCCGACUUCUGGGACGCCAUCCGCGAAGUCGAGCUCCGCUGGGCGUUCCCAGGCCACUGGCUCCCCUGCAAGGACCCCGUCAAGUCGGUCUACUUCUCCGCUGGCCGGCAGCAGUGGGUCGAGACGUGUCUGGCUCUCACGCAUAUGCAGGGCUUGCAGACGUUCACGCUGCAGCUGAGUGGGAGCUGGUUCUGUGAGCCGGUGGAAAAGAUCCCAGUGUUCUUGGAACCACUGCGGGAGCUGCAUCUGCGGCAGCGAUGGAAGUUGCAGCUGCCGAGGCAGCCGUACUAUGUAAAGGAGAUUCGGAAUAUUGAUGGGGAUUUGAGGAAACGAGGAAUUGAGUGUGUGGUGAGGGUAGUUUAGCAUUUCUUUAAUAGCGUGAUAGCGUGCAGGCGAUAUAUUUAUACCCUAAUAGUUGAACUGUUUAAUGGAUGGAAUUGAGUGAUCUGGAAUAUAUCAAGAUGAACACCUGCUUAACACCAGUAUACCACUAUAUAUAUCUCACUCUGCUAAUUCACAAUAUAUAUAUCACACCCGAC
This is a messenger RNA of Aspergillus vadensis CBS 113365, 1161 nucleotides long. RefSeq lists its product as uncharacterized. Lineage: Eukaryota; Fungi; Ascomycota; Eurotiomycetes; Eurotiales; Aspergillaceae. The transcript has 2 exons. The record is from RefSeq and is a predicted model, not a curated record. The coding region runs from base 80 to 985 and encodes 301 amino acids.